GAAGUACAAGUGGAAGUAUAUAGCGGUGAGGUGUGUCUUUACCGAGCAGCCCCUGAACGCAGCACAGAGUCUAUAAAGCGAGCGGUUUUCUGAGGCAACAACAAACCGCUGAAGUUCCUCCGAAUAUUAAACAUUUCUCCGACUCUCAUUAGAGGAUUUAUACAACUUCUCCUGAAAGGAACAGAUCCUGAGCAGCCAUGGCAGUCGAGGGAGGAAUGAAGUGCGUCAAAUUCCUGCUUUUCUUUUUCAACUUCAUCUUCUGGCUGUGCGGCCUGGCUCUGGUGGUGUUGGGGGUCCUGAUACAGGUGAACCUCCACAACUCUAUGGUGAUCAAAGACCCCUCGGCCUCCGCAGUACCCAUCGUCGUCAUCAUCGUCGGAGUGAUCAUCUUCUUCAUCGCCUUCUUCGGCUGCUGUGGCGCCUGGAAGGAGAACCACUGCAUGGUUACCACGUUUGCCAUCCUCGUCUUCAUGAUCAUCGUCAUCGAGGUGGCAGCAGCCAUCAGCGGAUACGUGUACAGGGAGAAACUCUCCGUGGUGGUGGAGGACAGUCUGGCAGACAUGAUCAACAACUACAAGAACAGCACAGAUGAUUUCAGGUUGGCGGUGGACACGCUGCAGGAGAACUCGCAGUGCUGCGGCUCCAACAGCUCCUCUGACUGGAAGAAUUUCGGCCCGGACGAGAACUCGGUGCCGGACUCGUGUUGUGUGAAGGUCAACAAGGACUGUGGAGUCGGAACCAUGACCAACGCCGCCAUAGUUCACCAGACGGGCUGUCACGAUGCGUUGUUGAAGUUGCUGCAGGACAAUCUUCAGUGGGUGAUCGUUGGAGCGCUUGUUAUCGCCGCCCUGCAGAUCCUGGGCAUCGUGUUCGCCUGCUGUCUGAUGAGAGGAAUCCGCAGUGGAUACGAGGUCAUGUGAUCACUGCCACCUCGUCUUCAUCUGGAAAACUUUAUUAAUAUUCAUCUUCAGACAUUAUGCAAGUUGUGUUAGUUUAUAUUUUCUAUACAAAAUCUCUGCUUCGUUAAGGAAAGUAUAAAGGUCCAUUUGAUCGCCGCUCCACGGUUUAUUAUGGUUGGUUUUGAGGAAUUUUAACAUCUCUAUUUGUUCUGUUUAGAGACUUUGGAUCUGAUUUAUGUAUUGCUGGUUCCCUGUGUCUGUUUUUAUUAAAGACUCUUUAAAUUAAA
Molecule: messenger RNA, 1186 nt
Organism: Eleginops maclovinus (Patagonian blennie)
Lineage: Eukaryota; Metazoa; Chordata; Actinopteri; Perciformes; Eleginopidae
Gene: cd63
Product: CD63 molecule
Biological process (GO): regulation of vascular endothelial growth factor signaling pathway
Cellular component (GO): plasma membrane
Source: RefSeq, a predicted model, not a curated record